Messenger RNA from Pseudonaja textilis, 741 nucleotides. Its product is annotated as histone H4. The record is from RefSeq and is a predicted model, not a curated record. Gene Ontology annotation, molecular function: protein heterodimerization activity; structural constituent of chromatin; DNA binding. Gene Ontology annotation, cellular component: nucleosome. NCBI's taxonomy places the organism in Eukaryota, Metazoa, Chordata, Lepidosauria, Squamata, Elapidae.
AUGUCUGGUCGCGGAAAAGGAGGCAAAGGCUUGGGGAAAGGAGGCGCCAAGAGGCACCGGAAAGUCCUUCGCGAUAACAUCCAGGGCAUCACCAAGCCGGCCAUCCGCCGUCUGGCUCGCCGCGGUGGCGUGAAGCGCAUUUCGGGCCUGAUCUACGAGGAGACUCGCGGCGUCCUGAAGGUCUUUCUGGAGAACGUGAUUCGCGAUGCAGUCACCUACACCGAACACGCCAAGAGGAAGACAGUCACCGCCAUGGAUGUCGUCUACGCCUUGAAGCGCCAGGGACGCACCCUUCCAAACAGCCUCCAUGUUUCCACGCUUAGAGGAAGGAUGGCUCGCACCAAGCAAACGGCUCGCAAGUCGACCGGCGGGAAGGCGCCCCGCAAGCAGCUGGCCACCAAGGCUGCGCGGAAGAGCGCGCCGGCCACGGGCGGCGUGAAGAAGCCUCACCGCUACCGGCCGGGCACCGUGGCCCUGCGCGAGAUCCGCCGCUACCAGAAGUCGACGGAGCUGCUGAUCCGCAAGCUGCCCUUCCAGCGGUUGGUGCGCGAAAUCGCGCAGGACUUCAAGACCGACCUGCGCUUCCAGAGCUCGGCCGUCAUGGCUCUGCAGGAGGCGAGCGAGGCUUACCUGGUGGGGCUCUUCGAGGACACCAACCUGUGCGCCAUCCACGCCAAGCGCGUCACCAUCAUGCCCAAAGACAUCCAGCUGGCCCGACGCAUCCGCGGGGAGAGGGCGUAA